Theobroma umbraticum is the source of this 2444-nucleotide messenger RNA. The record is from RefSeq and is a predicted model, not a curated record. NCBI's taxonomy places the organism in Eukaryota, Viridiplantae, Streptophyta, Magnoliopsida, Malvales, Malvaceae.
AAAAAUCUCCUUUUUUAUCCUCUUUCCUUCUAUUUCUCUCUCUUCAAGACAGGCAUUAAUAUAGAGCUAAAAUCUCUCUCCUCUUCCUGCCUUGCCCUUUCUCUCUCUCUAUUGAAAAGAAGCAGAAGAGAAACAGAAGGGAAAGAGACUGAGAUCUGACCCAUCUCUCUUCCCUUUGCCAAAACUCUUAAAAUUUUCUUUAGACCCUUUUUUUUUUGUCUAAAAGGGUCCUCUCCUCUCUUAAUCUGUCUAAAAGGGGUCUUCGGAUUUCAUUAGGUUGUUCACUUUUGUGAUUAAUGGGUAUUGAGGUUGUGGGAUCAGACAUGGCACAAGUAUCUGUUGACAAAGUAGCUGAAGUAGAGAAAUCAUUUCUGCAUGAUAAGGAAAAUGGGAAACUGGACAAGGAUCCAGUUCAUGACGAGCCAAUUAAAUUGGGUUCCCAUGGUGAGGAACCAGAUAAGGGAGAAGAGAUUAAUGCGUCUGAUGCCAACUUUCCAAAGGAUGCAGUUGACGAGUGGCCUGCACCUAAGCAGAUCCACUCCUUUUAUUUUGUCAGGUAUCGCCCUUAUGACGAUCCGAAGAUAAAACCCAAAAUUGAUCAGGCUGAUAAAGAGAUUCAAAAGUGGAAUAAAGCCAGGUUUCAGCUUACUGAGGACUUAAAAGUGAAGAGGUCAGAUCGAGCAGAGUUGCUUUCUCAAGUGAAAGCCCUGAAUAUCGAUUUUGAGCAAUUUAAGGCGAUUUUUGAUGAGAAAAAGAAGGAAAUGGAACCUCUGCAGCAGGCUUUGGGCAAGCUUCGAAAUAAUAACAAUGCUGGUGGUCGUGGUGGUAUAUGUUCAUCUGAGGAAGAGCUCAAUGAUGUCAUCCAUAGCUUGCAAUAUCGCAUUCAGCAUGAAAGCAUCCCAUUGAGUGAGGAGAAGCAACUCCUUAGAGAAAUCAAACAACUAGAGGGAACCAGGGAAAAAGUUAUUGCUAAUGCUGCAAUGAGAGCAAAGAUUCAGGAUUCAUUGGGUCAGAAAGAAGCCAUUCAAGAUCAGGUUAAACUUAUGGGUGUUGAUUUGGAUGGAGUUAGGAAGGAGCAGCAAGCACUCUGGUCCAAGAAGAAUCAAAUUAAAGAAAAGGUGAAGGCAAUAGACAUUAAAAUUGACUCUUUGCAGGAGGAGCUGACAGCUGUGAUCCAGAAGAGGGACAAAGCUUAUGAAACCAUUCAGGAAUUGAGGAAACAACGUGAUGAGGGGAAUGCUCACUUUUACCAGAGCCGUUCACUCUUAAACAAAGCCAAAGAGCUAGCUGCAAAGAAAGAUAUAAAGGCGCUUGAGGAGCUUUCGAUUGCAGAGGUUGAGAAGUUUAUGGCUCUCUGGAGUGGCAAGAAAGCCUUCAGGGAUGAUUACGAGAAAAGAAUUCUGCCAUCCCUGGACAGUAGGCAAAUGAGUAGGGAUGGUCGGAUAAGGAAUCCUGAUGAGAAACCACUCGUUGUACCAGAGGCACCGUUGCCUUCUGAAACUGAAACCAUUUCGAAAGCUGUUGUAAAACAACCAAAGGAAGAAAUCAAAUCCUCUCCCCAGCCAGAUACUAAACUCACUAAAAAGGUCCAGAAAGAUGCUGAGACCAAAGUAAUGGAGUCUAAAUCUUCUGCAGAGAAUGGUAUUGUAGCAGAGAAAGAGAUCUCUGGAUCAGGCAAGUUGCAAAAGGACACUUCUGCAGACGAGGAAGUUGAUGCAGCAAAACUGAAAGAAAUGAAGAGAGAAGAGGAAAUAGCAAAAGCAAAGCAAGCCAUGGAAAGGAAGAAGAAAUUGGCUGAGAAAGCAGCAGCCAAAGCAGCUAUAAGAGCUCAGAAGGAAGCUGAGAAGAAGCUGAAGGAGCGUGAAAAGAAAGCUAAGAAGAAGGCGGCAGCAUCUGCAACUGCUGCAAAUCCUGAGGAACAAACUGAAGAUGUAGCAGAGGCUUCAGAACCUGAGAAAGUUGAUGUUAAUGCUGAUGCUCCUGUACCUGCUCCAGUUCCAGUGAAGGAUAGAGUACAAAAGGAGAAUACUGUUAGGUACAGAAAUCGAGUUAAAGGACCUGAGUCACUCCCAAGAGCCAUCCUGAAACGUAAGAAGUCGACCAACUACUGGAUAUGGGCUGCUCCUGCUGCAUUGGUGGUGCUGAUACUUCUAGCGUUGGGUUACUAUUAUCUUGUCUGAAGAAGUUUACUUGAAUGGAACUGAGAAUUAUGGACAACUUUUUUGGUUGAUCAACAUGCAAGUAGCUAGGUCCAUAGUGGGAAAAUUUAGUUAAUUUUGUUCUUUGCAUCCCGUGUGGGAUGGACUAAAACCUCAUAAUGUUGCUGGUAGUUCAGUCCGAAUGCUUAUUGAGGCCAAAACUAUGUACUUAUGGUUUGGUUGGUUGUAUUUUUCAAAUUUUGACUUCUAUCAAUUUGAGAAGAUGCCAUGAGAAGCCUUUAUAGA